UGCAUAACAUCGUUUACAGCUAUUGUAAGUGUUGGGGAAUAUUUCCAUCUUCAAGUGAAGAAGUGUUUGUAAACAGGUUUAACAUCUGAAGUCUCCAUUAUAUAAACAGUAAAUAUGGAGUUUAUUAAAGAGGAGAGUGAGAACAUGAGUGAUCCAGAACACUGCAGAAUUAAAAAUGAAGAUACUGAAGAACAAACAGGCCUGUUGGAACUAAAUGAAGUGGAGGAGAAAAAACAUCAUUUCACAACUGGAGAAAAAUCUUUCAGUUGCUCACAGACUGAAAAACAUUCUUUCACCUGCCCUCAAUGUGGAAAGAGUUUCAAAGAAAAAGGAGCUCUUACUAAACACACGAGAAUUCACACCGGAGAAAGGCCUUUCACAUGCACUGAGUGUGGAAAGAGCUUCACAUAUCAGACAAACUUUAAGAAUCAUGUUAGAAUUCACACUGGAGAGAAGCCUUUUUCAUGCCCUCAGUGUGGAAAAAGUUUCUCACGUAAAGAACAUCUUCAGAUCCACAUACGAUUCCACAUUGGUGAGAAGCCUUUCACAUGUCCUCAGUGUGGAAAUAGUUUCAUAAAUAAAGGAGAUCUUAAUAGACACAUGAGAAUCCACACUGGAGAGAAGCCUUUUACAUGCACUCAGUGUGGAAAGAGCUUUAAAUGUAAAACAGGCCUUAAAAACCACACGAGAAUUCACACAGAAAAGAAGCCUUUUACUUGUCCUCAGUGUGAAAAGAGUUUCAUGUCUAAAGCAAACCUUCAAGAUCACAUCAGAAUCCACACUGGAGAGAUGCCUUUCUCGUGCCAUCAGUGUGGAAAGAGCUUCAGAUACAAAAACUGUCUCAACGAUCAUCUGCGCCUCCAUUCUGGAGAAAGAUCAUUUAACUGUGAUCAGUGCAGUAAAACAUUUGUCUUGGCAGCAGGCCUAAAACAACACUUGAAAACUCAUGCAAAUGAGAAGCCUUACUUGUGUUCCAUUUGUGGAAAAAGUCUUACAAGUCUGUAUUGUUUAAAAGAGCACCAGAAAAUACAUACUGGUGUGAGAGCUCAUGGAUGUUCUGAGUGUGGGAAAUCCUUCAUUACAGUUAAUGGCUUGAAAAAGCACCAAAUAAUUCAUACUGGAGAAAGACCUUACACGUGCUCACAUUGUGGGAAGAACUUCAGUCGAUCAGGAACCCUGAAAACACACGAGCGAGUGCAUACUGGAGAGAAACCAUAUCACUGCACUUCAUGUGGGAAAACUUUCAAUCAAUCAUGUAAUCUACAGACUCAUAUGAAAAAGCGUUGCCCAAAAUCACAAUGUGUGCAAAGUUCAUCUUCAGGUCCAACAAGUAAAGUUUUUGAAAUUCAGAUAAACCAAAAUAUGGACUUUCUCCCAACAGAGUGAGCUAAAAUUACCCGUAGUGUUGAUUGCAUUAGAAAAUACUUUGCUGUGAAUUUAUUAAUUUUUGGUGGUGAUGCUUUGUAGAUCAUGUAGAAGAUACCAAGGGUGGUCGUUCUGAUGCUUCUUAGGAAUGUUGUAGAUGUGUUUAUAACUUAUUUAAAGUAGUAACCAGCAUAUUUCAAGUGGGGUGUCUUACAGUGGGGUGUAAGAGUAACUAGUAUUAAACUACAUCAUGAUGUAUCACAAUAUCUCUGAAUAUUGUUUUUAAAUAAUUUCCUCUCAGAUGAAAUGCAUUUAAUGUGUUCAUGUAUAAUAUCUAGUAUUUAUCAUUAAUUUAUUAUUAUUAAUUGCACUGUAUUGUACAAUGUAUUGUCCUGUAUCAAAUUGGGACAAACACACUUGAAAACACUUCUGUAACUACUGUUAGUCUCAAAAAUAACAAAAUACAUUUACUUACCUGACAGCAUGAUAAUUCCAGCUGGGGAUUCACUCCGUUUACACCUCGGCGAGUGUGUACAGCCCAUCAGAUAGCCGUUGGAUCAGUAUCUGCCACUUUCAUUCCUUUAUUCUGAGGGAAUAUCUGUUGAGAUUUGCCAACGACAGCAGGAGCUCAAAUCUGACCAUGUAUUUUAUAACAUACUGUUAACAAUGUAUCUUAAACAAAACACUAACUUUUUAUUUAUUUUUUAAUAACGUUUUUUUUUUGUUAUAUAGCCUACCAUAAGAAGCUAUAACAAAGUGAGAAAUAUGAGCGGACUUGCUUGUCGAUACACCGUCCAAAACUGCUCCUAACGGAAAGUGUACGAGCCGUCAACAGUUGCUAUAAUUACUUCACUGUGCGUGAAAAUACUACAGUCCUGGCUAAAGGCCAUUUCACACCAAAGGAGACACGAUUAUGAGAGGCAAAUCGCAGACGAAUGGCCCUUUCACAUCGAAAGCGACGCAAAUGACCGCCAUUAGCACAUUCACUUCUUUGCAGUAGGUGGCGCCAAUCGACAGGCAGUUUUACCCCGUUACGAUAGGUGGCUCAACGCAGCGAUAUACUGUUAUAUUAGCGAUAUAAGAGAACUCGCAUAAGAUUAAAUGCAAAGGCAAAAAAGGGGAUGCAAGGCAGUGAUACAGCAACAUAAUUUACAUAUUAAGAGAAGCCAUAUGAGAAUAAAAUGUUUCAGUUUUUAAGGCAUUUGAUGCAGAUUAACUACACAGCGUCACAGCUAGUUCAGGAGUUCUUCCAAUAGUUCCUUCAGUGUUUAAUGUCUGUGGUCAAAACAGCUUUCUGUACUUUAGCGCCAUCUGUCAUGCUGGUUUUGGUAACUGCAGCAGCUCGGUCGGGGCGUUUCUUCGCCGGGUGAAGGGAAAAAAGUUGACACUCACUGUCGCUUUGUCGGUGCGCGAAUGUUCGUUCCAGGUGUGAAGGGCUCUUACCACUGGCGCGUAUCGAGCGAAGGUGAGCGAGCAUUUUCAGUUCAUUCCUAUGGAAGUCUAGCGCCAUGCUCUCGAGGUCAGAUCGAUGAUUGCACGCAUUCAUUGUGGCAAUACUGAGGCUGGGUAAGUAAACGUGUAAUAAAUCAACCCUUUACAUUGUGGGCAUUCAAAAAUUAAGCUGGCAUCUUUCCAACUGUAAUUGCGUAUAUAUAAAAUUAUAUUUUUGCUCGUGUACUGAAAACAAUGUUAGACAAUACACACUGGCUUUGCAUAAUACAAACACCCAAAGCGGCAGCUCUUUGGCGUGGUGAGCGUUGUUCAGCAGAGUUUUUCUGUGCCAUUGGAAACAUACGGUUAGAAAUCCAUGGUUUCAGUACAAAACGUUAAUCGCGGCAAUGGUUCGCGUUUGGUGUGAAAAGGCCUUAAUGGUGCGUUCACUUUACGAAAUUACCGUAAUUGCUAGAUUUCGACUUGUAAAAGCGUUCACAUCUUCGUAGAGCUUGUACAAGUUGUAAACUUGAAAAAAUUAAAGCUCCGACCUGGGGCGGAGCUAGGGGGUGGCCAGGGGUGGCUGUGGCCAUCAUGGACCGAACCCCAUUCACAAUUGCCAUUUUGGUCAUUUUUUGUCUUGGGCACAAUUUCGUUUUUUAAAGGUGGAACCAUUUGUGUACAACCGCAACACACAGGAGACUUAACAUGUGCGCACACCAAGGUUGCCGCACCUCUCCGUCCUGGGUGUCACUGUAUCCACUCUCCUCCAUUUUUGUAUCCACACGUCUCUGCUUUCUACACCAACAACUGCCCGAAAAUAUCACGGCCCCUAACCACAUCCUCCACAGUUUUAGCAAUAAAUGCAUUGAGUUGAUAUGCGUUAUUAAUAAAAAUUGUAUAUCCUUUCUUAUAUGCUAAAAUGAGAAC
Myxocyprinus asiaticus (Chinese sucker) is the source of this 3726-nucleotide messenger RNA. Its product is annotated as gastrula zinc finger protein XlCGF57.1-like. NCBI's taxonomy places the organism in Eukaryota, Metazoa, Chordata, Actinopteri, Cypriniformes, Catostomidae. The transcript has 2 exons. Gene Ontology annotation, biological process: regulation of transcription by RNA polymerase II. Bases 115 to 1386 code for a protein of 423 amino acids. The record is from RefSeq and is a predicted model, not a curated record. Gene Ontology annotation, molecular function: RNA polymerase II cis-regulatory region sequence-specific DNA binding; DNA-binding transcription factor activity.